Messenger RNA from Peniophora sp. CBMAI 1063, 1032 nucleotides. Lineage: Eukaryota; Fungi; Basidiomycota; Agaricomycetes; Russulales; Peniophoraceae. The record is from the annotation of a GenBank genome assembly.
AUGGCUUCAAUGGACACCGAUCAGCUCCCUAUUGUGCUGCCUGCGAGCACUACGUCUGGCCUAUCUUUAGCGGUGCACCCGCUGCCCAUCUUGAAUAUCUCAGAACAUCUCACGCGUCUGAGACUUACUACGGGCAAAAGGGCGCCGUUCGUGAUUGGCGCGUUACUAGGAACGCAGAAUGGUCGCGAGGUUGAGAUCGUGAACAGCUUCGACUUGAUCCUGGCAUCAGCAGAGGGAGAAGACAAGGUGGAUCUGGAAGUCCUUGACUCACGUAGAGAUCAGUAUAAGAAGGUGUUUCCUUCUCUGGAGUUCAUCGGGUGGUAUACUGUGGCGAAUCAACCCACCGCGCGCCAUCUCGCUCUCAGCGAUCAGUUCACGCCUUACAGCUCGGCACCGCUACUCUUGAUAUUGCAACCCAAUGCAAGCACUGCCGCAUUAUCUUCGCAGACGUUGCCCCUCAAGGUCUAUGAGCCAACGGUAGACUUCCGUGAGGGAUCGUCGCGCGCCGUAUUCGUCGAAGCGCCUUUCAACGUGGAGACCGGCGAGGCUGAGCGCAUCGCUGUUGAUUGGACGGCGCGUGGCGGAGAGGGUGGCACAUCGCUCGAGUCGCAUCUUUCAACGCAACGCGCCGCGGUCAAAAUGUUACAUGAUCGUAUUGCUGUCCUAGUCUCUUACGUCCGGUCGGUCAUAGCCGGUUCAGCGCCCAAAGACCAUGGUGUUCUACGCGCGCUUUCCGCGUUGGUCGCCUCAUUGCCGGCGAGCGACGCGCCACAGUUCCGUGCGGAGUUUGAUACAGAGUACGAGGAUGUACAGCUUACCGCGUACCUGAGCACGCUCACGAAGAGCGCCAAUGCAUUGAACGAUCUCGUUGACAAGCACAUCAUUAUGAGCGCUUCUAGUGGCCGUGAAGAGCGCAGCGGUCCCUCCGGACCACCACGGCGCAAGGGCACCGGUGGACGCAGCGGGUUUGCCAACUUCGCUCAAGGGUUCGGUGGUGACUCCUGGGAGCGCGGCUUCGAACGCGGACAUUGA